AGGGGUCGAAGGUCGGGGCGGGAGCUGAGGCCCAACAUGGCGGCGGAGAGGGAGACGGAGAGGAAGAGGAGCGGCGAGCGCGGGCGGGAGGAGGAGACCGGCGGCGAAGCGGAGGAUGACGGGUGGGUGGGACCCCUUCCCUCCGAGGCCGUGAGCACCAAGAGGAGGAAAGUUCUUGACUUUGAACAUGUGUAUCUGAACAACCUUCCUUGUGCAUCUAUGUACGAGCGGAGCUACAUGCACAGAGAUGUUAUUACACACUUAGUGUGUACUCGGACAGACUUCAUAAUAACUGCCAGUCAGGACGGACACAUCAAGUUCUGGAAGAAGAAAGAUGAAGGGAUAGAAUUUGUUAAACAUUUUCGCAGUCAUCUAGGUGUUAUUGAAUCUGCUGACAUUAGUUCAGAAGGGGCUCUGUACUGUUCAGUUGGUGAUGACCAAGCAAUGAAGAUUUUUGAUGUUGUGAACUUCGAUAUGAUCAAUAUGGUCAAACUGGGCUUCCACCCUGGGAAGUGUGGAUGGAUUUACUCACCAGGAGAUGCUAUAUUUGCUGUAGCAUGUUCUGAAAAGAACAGUGGAAAGAUCUUUGUGUAUGACGCUCGAGGAAAUAACAAACCGCUCCAUGUGAUUGAGAAACUGCAUAGCUCCCCCCUCAGUCAGAUCAAGUUAAAUCCCGUGUACAAGGUUGUCGUAUCCACUGAUAAAUCAGGAAUGCUGGAAUAUUGGACUGGGCCACCCAAUGAUUACAAAUUUCCCAGAAAUGUGGCAUGGGUAUACAAGACGGAUACAGACCUGUAUGAAUUUGCGAAGUGUAAAUCGUACCCAAUAAGCGUUGCAUUCUCUCCUGAUGGAAAGAAAAUGGCCACCAUUGGAUCUGAUCGCAAAGUCAGAAUUUUCAGGUUUUUGACGGGAAAGCUCAUGAGGAUCUUCGAUGAAUCCCUUACAAUGUUUACAGAAUUGCAACAAAUGAGGCAACAGCUUCCAGACAUGGAGUUUGGCCGGCGUAUGGCUGUUGAAAGAGAACUGGAAAAAGUGGAUGGAAUAAGACUGGCCAAUAUUAUUUUUGAUGAAACUGGACAUUUCAUACUUUAUGCUACAAUGUUGGGAAUCAAAGUAAUAAAUGUUGAAACUAACAGGUGUGUGCGUAUCCUUGGUAAACAAGAAAAUAUCCGGGUGGCUCAACUGGCUUUGUUCCAAGGUGCAGCUAGACAAAGUCAGGUUGUAAUGACGGUGGAGAUGAAAGCUUCUGACAACCCUGUGCUACAGAAUAUUCAACACGACCCAACCAUUUUCUGUACAGCAUUUAAAAAGAAUCGUUUUUAUAUGUUCACAAAGAGGGAACCAGAGGAUACAAAGAGUGCUGAGUCCGAUCGAGAUGUCUUCAAUGAAAAACCAUCCAAGGAAGAGGUUAUGGCUGCCACACAAGCAGAUGGUCCUAAGCGUGUUUCUGACAGUGCAAUUAUCCACACUACUAUGGGGGAUGUGCAUGUUAAGCUGUUUCCCGUUGAGUGUCCCAAAACUGUUGAGAACUUCUGUGUGCACAGCAGAAAUGGAUAUUACAACAGUCAUGUAUUUCACCGUGUCAUCAAGGGCUUCAUGAUUCAAACUGGUGAUCCAACUGGCACAGGAAUGGGGGGAGAAAGCAUAUGGGGAAGUGAAUUUGAAGAUGAAUUUCACCCAACGUUGAGGCAUGAUCGACCCUACACAUUCAGCAUGGCCAAUGCAGGCGCCAACAGCAAUGGGUCCCAGUAUUUUAUAACUGUUGUACCUACACCAUGGCUUGACAACAAACACACAGUUUUCGGCAGAGUAACAAAAGGAAUGGAAGUGGUCCAAAGAAUUGCUAAUGUCAAGGUCAAUCCUAAAACUGACAAGCCAUAUGAGGAUAUCAGUAUUAUUAGCAUCACUGUAAAGUAAAAUAGAAAAUAAGUACCACUUUCUGAUCUGUCGUAUUUUAUAAAUUUAUUAAGCCUAUCUUGUAAGUUUCCACAUUGUGAAAUAGUGCUACUUUUGAUAAUCCCAUUGAAUAAAUAAAUAUUUUAUAUUAAAGUCUA
This is a messenger RNA of Callorhinchus milii (elephant shark), 2054 nucleotides long. RefSeq names its product peptidylprolyl isomerase domain and WD repeat containing 1 (gene ppwd1). NCBI's taxonomy places the organism in Eukaryota, Metazoa, Chordata, Chondrichthyes, Chimaeriformes, Callorhinchidae. The record is from RefSeq and is a predicted model, not a curated record. Gene Ontology annotation, biological process: protein peptidyl-prolyl isomerization. The transcript has 11 exons. Gene Ontology annotation, molecular function: peptidyl-prolyl cis-trans isomerase activity; protein binding. The coding region runs from base 37 to 1917 and encodes 626 amino acids.